This is a messenger RNA of Aspergillus oryzae RIB40, 561 nucleotides long. RefSeq lists its product as uncharacterized. The transcript is spliced from 3 exons. The record is from RefSeq and is a predicted model, not a curated record. The coding region runs from base 1 to 561 and encodes 186 amino acids. Lineage: Eukaryota; Fungi; Ascomycota; Eurotiomycetes; Eurotiales; Aspergillaceae.
AUGGUUCUCCUGAGUUCCUUGGCCGUCGUUGCCACUGUAGCAAGUCUCGCUACAUGCCAGAACACUAGCACUAUCGACCCAAGCACUGUUUUAGAUUCGACGAGAAAGCAAUGGUGCGAAUCGCAAACCUCAGCUUGUCCUCUCAUCUGUCUGCAACUGCCAGGGGCUUCGGGCAGCCCCAAGGAGAACAAAUGCGACUUCGUAAGUUAUAGGUAUAAUUUAUUGCGAUCUAAGAGACGCUCUAAUGUGCUUGCUCUCGAUUUAAAACAGAAAUCCCUUGUAUACUCGUGUAUCUGCAGCAACAACCAGUCUCCCAACGCAUCUGAAUACUCCCAGACAAUCCCCUACUUUGAGUGCACAGAGAAAAACAACCAAUGCGUUAAAAACUGCGACGGUGAACAACAGUGCCACACCGCUCAAGCGACCACUUCGCUGCCUCCUUUCACUGGCGUCCCUGACAAGAAUGGGGUCGCCUCCAGGCCAUCGGCAGAUCUGAAUCAUAUCUACGGUCUAGCCGUUGUGAUGGCUGGAUUCUUUGCCGGAUUUGCGACCCUGCUCUGA